UGUGCAAACGCCCAUCGCUAAAUUAAGAAAAGCAACAGCAGAGGUGUUUUGAUUGGAACUGCGUUUUUGUGUAAAAUUGCGUUCAGCAACUAAUUGUUGCCAUAAUAAGCAAAUGGCAAAUAACCUGGAGUCGCGUGUGGUUGAUCUCGACUUGGCCUGUCUGAUCUGCCUGAACGAGGAGCCCGGCCACAGCUCAAUUUACAGCCAUGACUUGGAGCCGCCGCACACCUUGAUUGCGGACAAGAUUCGCUCUUGCACCACCCUGAAACUGGAGAGUUUGCAAAUGCAGCGCUGGCCUGACAAGAUUUGCGACCAGUGUCAUAGCGAACUAACCGUCGCCUACCGCUUUUAUGAAAAGUGCGUGCUGAUCGAAAAGCUAUUCCUCACUGCGACAAACAGCUCGCAAUCCAGUUCCGCAUGGGCACUAUUCCUCAGUGCGACGAACAGCGGUCUUCUCGUCGACGUCGAUGAAUUGGACAAGAACCAGCAGCUGAAACUUGAUUUGGAGCAGCAUCAUGUCAAGCUGCCAUCCAGCUUGAAAAUCAAACGCGUUGAAUUUGAUUCAGACAUUCCUCCUGCAAGUCGCACCGUGGUGGGAGCAGUCUCGGCAGCGCCUAGGGCAAUUGCAGUACCAACUACAGGGUCUGGCUCGACAUUAACUACAGCAGCUUUAACUGUAGCGGCAGCGACCAAAACGGCUGGUCCGAAUCUUCCCGUCACCAAAAUGGAGUACUUUCAGGGGGACAGGGAGGACUCAGACUCACUGGGCCUGUUGCCAGAUGCCUCCGAUUCACUGGUCAUGUCGCUGGACAACCUCAUAGAGACGGUGCCCAUGAAGGAGCAGCCAGUAGACGCAGUUUUGUCGGAUGAGGAGAAUAAAAAGAUGAUCGUCUCACAACCCUGGGACGAGGACCCCCCGACCCCAGAGCAUGCUUAUGAAAUCGAAACGCCACUAUCUAAGGAGACUCAGGAGGAGCCACAGGAUGAGCUGCCGCCACCGCCUCCGCCACCAGCUCCGCGGACAUCACGCGCCCUCAACACGAUCCAGCGAUGCAAUAUAAGCAAACGCACAUACAAACGCGUCACACCCAUCUUUAAGAGGGAGGUCGACAACGAUGACGACUACGUGCUGUUCGAUAGCCAACAGAUAGUCAUUCCGGAGUCGCGUCUCCAUGCGGAGCGUGCGCGCAAGAUCUGUCAUGUGUGCGGGAACACCUACAAGUAUCAGCAUGCCCUAAACGCACACAUGCGGCGCCACAACAACGAGCGUCCCUAUCCGUGCGAGGUCUGCCAGAAGGCCUUCAUAUCGAACGUGGAGCUGCGCCGGCAUAUGCGCGUACACACAGGUCAGAAGCCCUAUGGGUGUCGCUACUGUGACCGCCGCUUCUCGGACUUUGGCAGCAGCAAAAAGCACGAGCGCAUCCACACCGGCGAGCGUCCGUAUGUGUGCGAGGUGUGCCAUAAGGGCUUUGCCUACGCCCACGUGCUGACCGUGCAUCGGCGCACACACACUGGCAAGAAGCAGUUCCAGUGUACGCAGUGCGACAAGGGAUUCACCAAAAAGAGCUACCUGGCCGCCCACCUGGACCAGCACAACGGCGCCACUACUGCCGCACCAACAGCCAAGCGUCCGGCCGCCCGCAAGCUGCAAAAGAGCCAUGUCCCGGAGACACUGUCUAUCGGCCAGUUGAUGCUUGGGGCCGAGCCGACCAAGGUGCUGGAGGAAUGUAUUGUCACCCACGAUUUCAUGUUCAAUGAGGAGGACGAUGGCGAUGCCGACGAUCACGAUCUAGAGGCUGCCGGCGAAGAAGAGGCAAUGGAGCUGGACGAUGCAGAUCCAGAACCGGAGCACGAUGACUUUGACGAUGUCGAUGUCGAUGUCGAGGUUUAUCACCAGAGUGUGCGUUCCGUCAAGGAUGACCCCUAUGCGCUUGUCGGGGAUCUGCUGGACUCCGAGGAGUUUGCUGACGAUUCCAAAUAUCUGAUUGACUAGUAUUAGUAUACGGCCUCGAUCCCACCCCGCCCACUCUCACCCUAGUCGUUUUGAGGAAGUGGAAGGAGAAGUGAAUGCGAAUGCGAAUGAUGGAGAUUUCUCUCUAGCAGCAGCUGUUUAAACACCAGCCCCAACUUUAUGCCACAUGAAGAAUGAAGAAUAUGUGCCACGGCAUCCAAUUUUGGGGGGCCGCGUCAGCGGCGGAGAAAAACAACUGUGCAAACCUAGAAGAGUGCCUGCCGUAGGCCCCCCAGCAGUACGAUUAUGUGGUAGCAACUUCUCUAUCUAUUGUAGUUUUAUUACAUUCUCACAUUCACAUUUUAACAUUCAGCGUAGAUUUGCUAUAAGUAUAAGAGAUGAGAAGACGUACGGGGCAGGGGUCUCCGUGCCGGAGAUAGGUUAAUUGUUCUAGAAUAGUAGUAUAGUUGCUGUGCUCGUCGUAGCCGCCCUUCACUGUAGUACCGCGCUGAGAUGGCACAAAACUGAAGUUUUUGGCCACGUUCUUGAACCGGUUUGAAUGUGUCCGUGGUUUGUUUUUGUUUUAUGCUGCGGCUCUGCUGUGUCGCCUGGGGCGGCGGGGUCAACGCCACAAACUAUGGAACGAUACUUUAAGUUAUUUGUUAGGCUAA
This is a messenger RNA of Drosophila subobscura, 2622 nucleotides long. Its product is annotated as zinc finger protein with KRAB and SCAN domains 2. Gene Ontology annotation, cellular component: transcription regulator complex; nucleus; PcG protein complex. The record is from RefSeq and is a predicted model, not a curated record. NCBI's taxonomy places the organism in Eukaryota, Metazoa, Arthropoda, Insecta, Diptera, Drosophilidae. Gene Ontology annotation, biological process: regulation of transcription by RNA polymerase II. Gene Ontology annotation, molecular function: RNA polymerase II cis-regulatory region sequence-specific DNA binding; DNA-binding transcription factor activity, RNA polymerase II-specific; zinc ion binding. Bases 113 to 1993 code for a protein of 626 amino acids. The transcript is spliced from 3 exons.